Messenger RNA from Eruca vesicaria subsp. sativa (arugula), 783 nucleotides. Lineage: Eukaryota; Viridiplantae; Streptophyta; Magnoliopsida; Brassicales; Brassicaceae. The record is from the annotation of a GenBank genome assembly.
UCUACUCUGUCUACUCAUGACAUUAUAUUUGAAGAGCUGAGCGUAUCGAAACAGCCGUCGCUGUUGUUUAUAAGGAAGCCCAGUACUGUUACGAUCUCCAAGGAAAAAAUAAAUUGUCUAGAUAUGUUCGAUUCUAGCAUUGAUUAAGCAUUUUUUUCUAUUUUAAGGUAUUGUUGUGAUUUAAGUGUGAUGAAUUUUGCCUGGAUAGGGUUUCAGGUGUGCCGUUCCUUGAGAGGAAGAAUUGAAUCUAGGAUGGAAACUUUAUUGAUAGUGAUGAUUAGGGAUAAGUACCCUGACAGCAUUAUGAUGACAUUUUCUGUUUUCCCUUCACCUAAGGUCUCUGAUACUGUUGUUAGUGACUUUGAACAUUUUAUUCAUGCGACAAUGUUUCUUGUCACGUGCUGUGCGAGAUUCCCAGUCAUCUUAGUCAUGUUUUGUGCUAAGAUGAAUACAAAGAAGUCGACGAGACGAGCAGAUGGAUAUUUGAUCCCUAGUAUCCACAUGUACACUGUUAGAGCAUUAUCCACAUGGCGACUUUCCCAGGACUUUUAGGGAUGGACACAUGAGACAACGAAGUAACAAACAAGAGGUUAUUUAGAUGGAUGACCUAGUGAAAAGCAAAAUAUUUGUUUGAGAAAUAUUUACACAUUCACUUAUUAAAUUCUGUUGUAAUCAGAAUAUGUUUUGAUUAUAACUCUUUGGGCAAAUAUAAAAUUCUAAAUCAAAAAUUCUGUUGUAAUGAGAAUAUGUUUUUAUUAUAACUUUUUGGGCAACACUCUGAAU